UAUCAACAAAUUGCACGACAUGCAGUCCCACAAGUGGGUGUUUCAUUACGAGUCUAUGACCAUGAGCAACAAAAGUGCCCAAACUAGCUCCAACCAUUCACAUGUCACUGGAUAACCUUUAAGUCAGCAAGUAACAUUUUCAAGUUCUGAGAUUAAUUAAAGAUCCCUUUCAGCCUGAAUCCUCCUAGUCUUGAACUGACAACAUGGCCGGAGUUCCCCCUCUCCCAGCGGAGGUACUGCUAUCAAAGCGUGUCCAGGAAAUGGUCCUCAACGGUGAAGAACCACCACCGCUAUAUGUUUGUAGAGAUGGUGAUGAAACCGAAGAGGUUUCUUCCACCUUAUCUUCGAUUCCCAUCAUCGACGUUAGUCUCUUCUCAGCUUCGGCACCAAGCAGUAAACAAGAAGAAGAACUAGAGCAACUUAGAUCAGCACUCUGUUCAUGGGGCUGUUUUCAGGCAAAAGGCCAUGGCAUUUCAAGUUCAUUUCUAGACGAAAUACGUAAAGUGGCAAGGGAAUUCUUCCAGCAGCCAAUGGAAGAGAAGAAGAAAUACGUUAAAGGAGUUGCAGACACUGAGGGGUAUGGGGGUGACCCGGUCCCUGAAGAAGGUCAGCCCCUUGAUUGGUCCGAUCGCUUGUUCCUUGAUGUGUACCCAGAAGAUCGAAGGAAGCCAAAAUUCUGGCCAGAAAGCCCGGCAUCCUUCAGAGAUGUUCUAGAAGAAUACACGGUGAAGAUGAAGGUGUUUACAGAGACAGUGUCCAAAGCCAUUGCAAAGUCACUGAGCUUAGAAGAAAAUAGUUUCUUAAACCAGUUUGGUGAACGAGGAGCGCUGCAAGCGCGUUUUAACUACUACUUGCGCAGUGAUAGGCCUGAUCUUGUUCUCGGCUUGAAGCCCCAUGCAGACGGAUCAGGAUACACCGUUAUCUUGCAAGAUGAUGUAGAAGGUCUUCAAAUCCUCAAAGAUGAGCAAUGGUUUACAGUUCCCACAAUUUCUGAUGCUUUCCUAGUCCUAAUGGGCGAUCAAAUGGAGAUAAUGACCAAUGGAGUGUUCAAGAGCCCAGUGCAUAGAGUGGUGACCAACUCGGAGAGGGAGAGGAUUUCUGUGGCAAUGUUCUAUACGCCCGAACCAAACAAAGAGAUUGGACCAGAAGAAGGCCUGGUCAACGAGGAAAGACCAAAGUUAUUCAAGAAGGUGAAAGACUAUGCAGAUAUACACUGGGAAUACUACCAGCGAGGAACCAGAGCACUCCAUGUAGCAAAAGUUUAGGAUUGAUUUACCAUCUUAAUUACUCUUCUGUGGUUUUUAUUUGCCUAUAAUAAUUCUCUCCUAAUUAAUCUCUGUGCUUUAUUUAAACAA
Messenger RNA from Alnus glutinosa, 1355 nucleotides. Its product is annotated as protein SRG1-like. The coding region runs from base 204 to 1265 and encodes 353 amino acids. The transcript has 4 exons. Lineage: Eukaryota; Viridiplantae; Streptophyta; Magnoliopsida; Fagales; Betulaceae. The record is from RefSeq and is a predicted model, not a curated record.